AUGGAAGCAGCUGGAAACGGACGGUCUUCUGAAAUUGUUGAAGUUGAAGCUCGAAAUUUGGGUUCUUCUUCAAGUGUCGUACAAGGCCCUGUCUUUGAAAGCAAAGAAGAGGACCAAACUGAGAGUGAAACGGAUCACGAAGACGACAUAGAGAUCAUAGAGGAACAACAACCCAAUGUGGCUGUUGCUACUGCGAGUUUAAUCGAAGAGAAAGUAGAAGAAAUUGUGGAAGAAUACGAAAAGGAACUGGGUCAAGAAGAGGAGCUGAAGCCCAUGAAGGAUCAUAUAGAUCUUGAUUCGCAAACAAAGAAGGCUUCCGGAAGAGAUUUUAAGGAGAUUGCUGGGAGUUUCUGGUCAGCUGCUUCAGUUUUCAGUAAGAAAUUGCAAAAAUGGAGGCAAAAGCAGAAGCUGAAAAAGAGGAGUAAUGGAGGUGGUUCAGCGAGAUUGCCAGUGGAGAAGCCGAUUGGGAGGCAAUACAGAGAAACCCAGUCAGAAAUUGCGGAUUAUGGGUUCGGGAGAAGGUCUUGUGAUACGGAUCCAAGGUUUUCACUUGAUGCUGGGAGGAUGUCGUUUGAUGCAGCAAGGAUAUCGUUUGAUGAUCCAAGAUAUUCCUUUGAUGAACCAAGAGCUUCUUGGGAUGGGUAUUUGACUGGGAGAACUUUUCCAAGAAUGCCCACAAUGGUUUCUGUUGUGGAAGAUGCUCCAGUUCAUCAUGUCAUGAGGUCUGAUACACAAAUCCCUGUGGAGGAUCCGCCGGCUAUGAAUUCUAUUAAUGAGGAUGAAUCUGUUCCUGGAGGGUCAGCUCAGACAAGGGAUUAUUAUUCUGAUUCUUCUUCUAGGAGACGAAAGAGUCUUGAUAGGUCCAAUUCUAUUAGGAAGACUGCCGCAGCCGUAGUAGCUGAGAUCGAUGAAAUGAAGUCGGUUUCCAAUGCAAAGGUUUCUCCUGCAACUGUUGAUUACGUCCAUGGACCUAAACUUGUGCCGGACAGGGAUUCCAGGGAUUCAAACUCGAAUUCUUUGAGGGAUGAUUAUUCUGAGACUUUUGAGAUUGGCUUCAGAGACAGUGCGUCUGUGAUUGGGAAUGGGGAACGGAAAGGGUCGUCUAAGAAGUCACGGAGGUGGAGUAAAGCAUGGAACAUUUGGGGGUUUAUUCACAGGAGGAGUGUUAACAAAGAUGAGGAUGAAGAUAGGUAUAGUAGAGCUAAUGGUGUGGAGAGGUCGUACUCAGAAUCUUGGCCUGAGUUGAGAGGGGAACGGAAUGGUGAUGUCAGGGGGGGUUUCAAUCCAAAGGUUUUGAGGAGCAAUAGCAGCGUAAGCUGGAGGAAUUCGAGCAGUUUUGGUGGGUCGUUCGGUGGUGCAAGGAAGAACCAUGUGGACACAAAUGGGCAUAGUAAGAAGAAGAGAGAUGAGUUCGGCUUGGAGAGGAAUAGGAGUGCAAGAUAUUCGCCAAAUAACAUUGACAAUGGACUGUUAAGGUUCUACUUGACGCCGCUGAGGAGCAGCCGGAGAGGUGGGUCAGGCAAAAGCAGGGCAAGCCAUGCACAUUCUAUUGCGAGGAGCGUACUGAGGUUGUACUGAAUUUGAGAUUCACAAGGUGUUUCUUUUGGUUUAAUGUUGUUAAUUUUGCUGCAUUUGUUGUGUAACCACACAUUGCCUAUGUAUUCUUGCUGGUUGGUUGGAUAAAAAAAGCACCCUAAAAUUGUUGC
Messenger RNA from Theobroma umbraticum, 1706 nucleotides. It is a transcript of the gene OPS, whose product is annotated as LOW protein: UPF0503-like protein, putative (DUF740). The record is from RefSeq and is a predicted model, not a curated record. Lineage: Eukaryota; Viridiplantae; Streptophyta; Magnoliopsida; Malvales; Malvaceae. Gene Ontology annotation, cellular component: plasma membrane.